Messenger RNA from Fraxinus pennsylvanica, 438 nucleotides. The record is from the annotation of a GenBank genome assembly. Lineage: Eukaryota; Viridiplantae; Streptophyta; Magnoliopsida; Lamiales; Oleaceae.
AUGACAAUAUCUUCUAGUUUUAGACCAUUGAUUUCCUUCAAAGUAAAAGCAGAUGGUAGCAGAGAAUCAAGAGAAAGAACAACAAGAGUUAGGGAGAGAGGAAGGAGAGAGAUUCUUCUUUCAACUGUUAAAGCAGCAGCUGUUGCUCUUGUCACUGACUCCAAAACUCAGCUUCUUGAUAAGUAUCUGAAGAAAUCACAAGAAAACAAGGCCAAAAAUGAUAAGGAGAGACUGGAUAGUUAUUACAAGCGCAACUACAGAGAUUAUUUUGGGUUAUUAGAAGGGUCUCUCAAGCAGAAGACAGACCUCUCUGAAUCAGAAAAGGGCAUUCUUGAAUGGCUUGAGAAAGACACUGUUGAAUUCUACGCAUCUAAGGAUGACCUUGAACUACCUGAACUUCCAGUAGAACCUCAGUUAUAUCUCUCAUCCAAGUCAUGA